AUGGAUGAGAACCGCGCAGUAGGGGUGCACGUUCCACUCAGGGAUAUCGUCUUUGUGACGGGCCUCGACGCAAUCGCCAACCCACCACGUUCCUCCUCUAUACCCACACCAGGAGCUGCAGCCGCAGCAUCGCAGGAGUCACUUGCAUCUGUGAAAGCUACGGCGGGAUAUAUAUGCGAUGACUUCUCCCUCUGCUUCUGCAGCUGCUGCUGCUGUAGGUGUGGAAGAGACAUGGGAAUCGUCAAGGAAGGCGAUAGGACAGUUGACCGUACCGACGCCAUGACAGCUGCACAGAACGUGGAUGCGCUUUGCUCGCCGUACCGCCGCAGCUGCAUGCACCGCUCGUUCCAGAAGCUAUACCGCAGGAAGAAUUCCUCCCACAGCAUGAGCUGCGAGAGCCGCACCGGGUCCACCAAAGGGCCUAGCAGGAGCUUGUUGUCGGCAAAUGAGAAGUGUGGGUUCAAGAGACCCGAGAAGCACAUCGCGUCGUAUGAAACCGCCAGCCGACGUGGUUUGCUUCCAGCCGCAGUACACCAACCGAUUGUGUGCAGCGAUGCACCACCACCACAGGCGCGGAAGAACAUCUGCAGCGGGACUACAGGUGGGGAUGAGCCAGAAUCCACCACUACACCCCUCUUCACGUCAUCCUCGACAUCCUCCUUGUCGUCGUCUGCAGCUGCUGCUGGCACGGUAUGA
Molecule: messenger RNA, 696 nt
Organism: Trypanosoma grayi
Lineage: Eukaryota; Euglenozoa; Kinetoplastea; Trypanosomatida; Trypanosomatidae
Exons: 1
Coding region: 1-696 (231 amino acids)
Source: RefSeq, a predicted model, not a curated record